This is a messenger RNA of Boleophthalmus pectinirostris (great blue-spotted mudskipper), 5797 nucleotides long. It is a transcript of the gene pnpla7a, whose product is annotated as patatin-like phospholipase domain containing 7a. NCBI's taxonomy places the organism in Eukaryota, Metazoa, Chordata, Actinopteri, Gobiiformes, Gobiidae. The record is from RefSeq and is a predicted model, not a curated record. The transcript has 36 exons. Gene Ontology annotation, cellular component: endoplasmic reticulum. Gene Ontology annotation, molecular function: phosphatidylcholine lysophospholipase A1 activity. Gene Ontology annotation, biological process: lipid metabolic process. The coding region runs from base 130 to 4140 and encodes 1336 amino acids.
AUUGAUUUGAUGUGGGCGGGACAAAGAUGGUGUCGUUGUUAGUGUAAAAAACUUUGUUAGCUACCUGCUAACUUUGAUAAUCUUUCUACCGCUGACACUAUUGGGAUCGCAUUUAGCUGAACAAAUGAAAUGCUCAAAAUUAUGGAUUGCAACGGUUCGGAUGAAUACAGUGACGUCUGUGGAUGGACCAGUAAUAUGUUGGUCAAUAGUAAAAAUGAGUUUGCAAAGCGUGUGCAACAGUUUGUGGAAGAGAGGAUGCAGACUACAAUGCUUACAGGCGUGCUGAUAGGAGCUGGAGUGGCUGUCACACUGAUAGGGAUCGUAGUACUUUUUCUCUACAGAAGAUACAGACAUGCUCGUGAACAGCAGCCUGGUGUACCGCAUUACCGCUUUAGGAAAAGAGAUAAAGUGCUAUUCUAUGGAAGAAAGAUCAUGCGAAAGGUCCAAACACUUUCAUCUACCCCUGCUCCCUCGUCUACUUCUGUAUCAAAGUCAUCACAACGGAUACGCAAGAGAACCAAAGUACUAAGCAUAGCGCGCAAAAUCUUGAGGAUUCGGAAGGAUCCUCCAACUCUACAGCCUAAAGAGCCACCUCCUUCCCUUCUAGAGGCAGACCUAACAGAGUUUGAUGUGCAAAGCUCCAACCUUCCUUCUGAGGUCCUUUAUAUGCUUAAAAAUGUCAGAGUCCUCGGCCAUUUUGAGAAGCCUCUUUUCCUUGAGCUUUGUCGUCACAUGGUCUUUAUUGAACUGCAGGAGGGUGAUGGUCUUUUUAGACCUGGAGAUGAUGAUGAUAGUAUCUACGUUGUACAGGAUGGACGUCUAGAACUCUGUAUACAUGAAAAUGAUGGCACUGAACCAUUAGUAAAGGAUGUGCUACCAGGAGAUAGCGUUCACAGUCUGCUGAGUAUUCUGGAUGUUAUCACAGGUUAUCCUGCACCAUAUAAGACUGUGACUGCACGAGCAGCCACUCGCUCCACCAUAUUACGCUUGCCAGCAUCAGCUUUUGAAUCUGUGUUUAAAAAAUAUCCGGAGACCCUUGUGCGCGUCAUUCAGAUUAUUAUGGUACGCCUUCAAAGAGUCACAUUUCUAGCAUUACAUAACUAUUUGGGUUUAACAACGGAGCUCUUCAAUCCGGAGAGCCAAGCUGUCCCCUUGACAAAUGUGAACAGUGUAAUUUUUGAGGGCAGUUCAGGGAAGGUGACUCGUCGGUUGCACUUCCAGGAUGAGUUACCUGGUGUGACCUCUGAGUCUCCUGCUGACAUGGGGGAUGCUGUUAAGGACAGCCCUUCAAAUAACUAUAGAAAGCAACGAUCUAUUUCUUUGCCCCCCGAUUGCCCAGGUAAUGACCUGAAUAUGGCUUGUGAACGUGCCCGUGUUGCAAUUGAUGAGACACCACCUAGUCCAGUCUUGCCAAAAUCCAGUCUAAAGAAAACGGUGACCAUGCAUCACACGCCAACAGAGGUGUUUCACUAUACGGACAGCAGAGGGCAAUCUGAUGCCAUUCACCUUAGUAAAAGCAGCACAAUUCUCCAUGCUGCAAAGAAGGAUCUGCUGGGGGUCAUUCAGCUGCAGGAUUCAAGCCUACUUGAUGGCAGAGUGACUCUGCAUCAAGUUAAAGCGGGUGCUGUUGUUGCCCGUCAAGGAGACCAGGAAGUAAGCAUUCAGUUUGUAAUAUCAGGACUUCUUCAUGUUUACCAACGUAUGAUUGACCGUGAGGAGGAGACCCGCUUAUUUGUGACCCAUCCUGGAGAGCUUGUUGGUCAACUUGCUGUGCUCACAGGAGAACCUCUCAUAUUUACUGUGCGAGCUCAAAGGGACUGCAGCUUCCUCUCCAUUUCAAAAACUCACUUUUAUGAGAUUAUGCGUGUAGAGCCAAAAGUUGUGCUCAAUGUGGCGCACACAGUUGUGAAAAGGAUGUCCUCCUUUGUCAGACAGAUAGACUUUGCUCUUGAUUGGAUGGCUGUGGAAGCUGGUAGAGCGGUCUAUAGGCAAGGUGAUAAGUCAGAUUGCACCUUCAUCGUGCUUAGUGGUCGACUCCGUUCUGUAAUCAUGAAAGAGGACGGUAAAAAGGAGUUAAUAGGAGAGUAUGGCCGAGGGGACCUGAUUGGAGUGGUUGAAACUGUCACUCAUCAGAACAGAGCCACCACAGUCCACGCGGUCCGAGACUCCGAAUUGGCCAAAUUACCAGAAGGUGCUCUCAGCUCCAUUAAAAGGAAAUUUCCCCAGGUUGUCACCCGGUUAAUCCACUUGCUUGGAGAGAAGAUCCUCAGACAGGUCAAUGGUCCACUGACAACCCGCAGUUUGGCCCUCCCUGGCAGCAAAUGGGAUGCAGGGAACCAAGCCUCUAACCUGUCCACUGUGGCAGUGCUGCCUGUAUCUGAGGAUGUUCCUCUCACUGCCUUCACUUUGGAACUGCAGCAUGCCCUUGUUGCAAUAGGUCCUACUUUGUUGCUGACCAGUGAUACAAUCAAACAGCGUCUUGGAGGUGCUGCACUCGACAGUGUCCACGAGUAUCGCCUGUCCAGCUGGCUUGGUCAACAGGAAGACAUCCAUCGCAUAGUGUUGUAUCAAACAGACUACACUUUGACUCCGUGGACUCAAAGAUGCAUCCGUCAGGCUGACUGCAUCAUUAUCGUGGGACUUGGGGAGCAGGACCCAACUGUUGGGGAGCUGGAGCGCAUGUUGGAAGGUAGUGCUGUACGAGCUCAGAAACAGCUGGUGUUGUUGCACAGAGAAGAUGGCCCUCCACCCAAAGGCACAGUGGAGUGGCUCAAUAUGAGGAGCUGGAUCUCUAGACACCUACACCUCUCUUGUCCAAGAAGAGUCUUCUCAAAAAGAAGCCUACCCAAACUACGUGAACUGUAUCAUCGUGUGUUUGAAAAGCCAGCAGACCGCCACUCAGAUUUCUCACGACUGGCUCGAGUCCUGACAGGAAACAGCAUUGCAAUUAUUUUGGGAGGGGGUGGGGCAAGAGGCUGUUCCCAAGUGGGAAUAAUGCGUGCUCUGUCAGAAGCUGGUAUCCCUGUGGACAUUAUUGGUGGUACGUCUAUUGGCUCCUUGAUGGGUGCACUAUAUGCUGAAGACCGGAGCCACAGCCACAUGAGGAUCAGGGCCCGAGAAUGGGCCAUGGAAAUGACAUCAGUAUUUAAAAAAGUUCUGGAUUUUACAUACCCAAUCACUUCGAUGUUUUCGGGUGCUACCUUUAAUUCAAGCCUCAGCAAUUUGUUCAAAAGCAAACAAAUAGAGGAUCUUUGGAUACCAUAUUUUAACAUUACAACUGACAUCAGCUCCUCUACAAUGCGAGUACACACAGAUGGCUCCCUGUGGCGAUAUGUUCGUGCCAGCAUGUCUCUUUCUGGGUAUCUUCCUCCACUCUGUGACCCCAAAGAUGGACACCUGUUGAUGGAUGGGGGCUACAUCAACAACCUGCCAGCUGAUGUGGCACGCUCCAUGGGGGCCAAAGUGGUGAUCGCUAUUGAUGUGGGAAGUCGGGAUGAAACCAACCUGACUAAUUAUGGCGACUCACUUUCCGGCUGGUGGCUGUUAUGGAAACGCCUCAACCCCCUUGCUGAGAAAGUCAAGGUCUUAAAUAUGGCUGAGAUCCAGACUCGGUUGGCAUACGUGUGCUGUGUUAGACAGCUGGAGUUGGUUAAGAACAGUGACUACUGCGAGUACAUCAGGCCUCCCAUUGACCGAUAUCGAACUCUGGAGUUUGGAAAGUUUGAUGAGAUUGCUGAGGUGGGAUACCAGCAUGGCAAAACAGUGUUUGAUGUGUGGUGUCGGAGUGGAGUGGUAGAGAAAAUGCUGAAGGACAGACACCAGGAGGAGUUCCACACCCAAAGCAAGAACAACGUGGUAACAUGCCCCAAUGCCUCUUUCACUGACCUGGCAGAAAUUGUGUCUCGCAUUGAACCUGUUAAACCAGCUGUAAUGGAUGAGGAGUCUGACUACCACACUGAUUAUGAGGAGGAGGCCCUCGAGAGCGCACUAUCUGACAUGGAGCUGUACAGUCGCUCUGCAGAGCACACUGAAGGGGAGGAAACUGCAGACACGGAUGAAGAUCUGGACGGAAGAGAUCGUUCAGGAACCUCCAACAGCCGAAAGGAUCGAUCAUCAAAGCAUGAAGUCCUGUCUCAGUAAUCCAGUCACUCAAGACCAGCCAAAUGAGUCCUGUCUGAACAGGUCAUCACUAUUCACAAUGACAUUUCUUACUUUUCACUUCAUUUAACAUGACUUUCAUGUGAGCCUUGUGUAUCCUUUGUCAAGAGAAUUCUUAUUAGUAUUGUGUCCAGGACCUUGUUUCUUCAGUGACUUAAAUAUAAAUACAUUUGUACAAAUUCCAUUUGUAUAAAUACAAAUGGAAUUCUUAAUUAUUACUACAGAAUUAUCAGCCUUUGGUCUCAAAUUUUUAAAUAACUGCAUACACACCAAUAACCAUUACCUUUUAACUGUGCGACACUUGUUUCCAAAACAUCACACUGCAGAAUAUGUUGUGACCAUGCUGUCAGCUGUGUUCUGUCACUACACCCAAUGCCAAGGACAUAGGAGGAAGUAAUCACUCCCAAAAGAGAAGUUUUUCUUUUGGCCUCAGUGUGAGCCUCCCAUCUGCUUGUGCAGUGAACCCUUCACACAGCGCACACUAUAGAUCUGCUGUGUGAACCCUGAAGUUCGGGCAGUCUCCAUAGCAGACAUCAUCUUCCCUGGACAAUGCUGAAAUAGUGUAUUUCCAUAGCCAUUAACCUGUGGUGAUUUACAAUGUAUUUGUGAAUCAGUCAUGUUAUUGAAUCUAUAUGCAAUUAAUUAACUAAAAAAAAUGUAUCCCAAAUGAUUUGUACUUUAUUGCUGACUAAGUUAAUCAUGACAGCACAUCAUUCCAGAAAUGCCUUGUAAUCCAUGUUUACUAACUCGCUUAAUGAGAUGAAUAGGUUUGUUUCACAAAGCAGUUUCAAAGGCAAACGCUAUGUCUGUCGUUGUGAUAACAGUGUCUCUGUUGGGCUGAAGCAGAUUUUAUUUCUCUAGCACAGAGUUUAACCAUAGUCUCCUCAUGUCGCAGUGCUGCUGUUGGAAGAAGCACUCUGAUUGGACAGUCUGUUGAAUCUCCUAAGUGAAACUGACCUAUUAUUUGUUACAUUAAAACAAAUAUAAGCCUGAUCAAUACUGUAAUAUAUUUGAAUUAAUUACAGUUCACAGUUGUACUUCCACUUAUUGAUUUAGGCUCCAAAAAUAUGCAGAUCAAUGCAACUUUUCCUAUGUUAUUUUAUACUGUAGAUAGUUUUCAAUGUCUUUUUACAUGUAGAGAGGAGAAGCCCUUUUAGAAACCUAUAAGGUAUAAACUACGUGUGGUGGGUUUGUGGAGUGAAUAUGAGCAUGGGACAAUGACAGGACUAGUGACUUACUGAUCGGAUGAGGUUUUUGCACUUUGUGUUUUUAGUUCUUUGGGUUCUUUCCAAAAAAGAAAAAAAAAACAAGCACAAUGAACUGUCUGAGGGAAUGAAUGUUUGUCUACUUUAUUAAACAGGGCGUUGUAAUGGAUGGAAUACUUCUGUAUUAAGUGAAACUGUGCCAUGCUUUAAUGCAGCGCAGCCUUAGCUCACCCCACACAGACACACAACCACAUGUGCCCUGUGUUUGGCAUUCAUUUGUCCAUUAUUUGUCUGUAAUGUUUACCAGUAUGCCUGUUAAUGGAAAAUUCCAAUAAUUUUUUUUUUUUAAUAUAUUGUUUUAAUAAUUGUUUAGUACUAAUACACGCUGUUAGGCUAUGACUUCUGAACAUUAAAUUAUCAAGAAAUCAUCUGUC